This is a messenger RNA of Chaetomium fimeti, 868 nucleotides long. RefSeq lists its product as uncharacterized. NCBI's taxonomy places the organism in Eukaryota, Fungi, Ascomycota, Sordariomycetes, Sordariales, Chaetomiaceae. The coding region runs from base 207 to 446 and encodes 79 amino acids. The record is from RefSeq and is a predicted model, not a curated record. The transcript has a single exon.
GGCUGUCGCUCCUCCGGGACAGACAAGACACGCUCGCCAGGGUCCUGAAUCGGAUUUACGCGUGGGUGCGUACCGCGCCACAUACAACGACCUGGCGUUGGACACGCCGAAAUCACGGGAUAACGGAGGCCUUUGGCCUAAGCAUUGUCUCCCGGAUCAUUGACUCAGAGGCCAGUCUCCUCACUCAUCUUCUUCAACAUGGCCGGAUGUUCAUCAACGAAAAGGCGACCGACGCAGCCUCCGGGGCCGAGAGCGUGAAGCCUUACAUCACUGUCGUUGUCGGCGACUCGGAGGGUGAUGGUGUCGUCGACGCCCUUCGUAAGCGCGCUAUCCCCGGCACCGCCGACGCCGACGCGGUUGACGAUGACGGAGAGGAGGAGGAUAAAGGCCGCUGCAAUUGCACAUUCUCAACUUCUCUCUCGCCUAUGGCGCCAAAAUACUCCUGAACCAGACCAUGGGGAUGAUGAGCCCUAACCCGAUUCUCCCUAAUGCGCAACGCGGUUGUUGACAGGUGCCGUGGGCUAGAUGGAUGGAUAAGAUGUUUAAGGAGAGCGGGAGCUGGAGGAAUACAACCCGAUACGUUGCCGGGUCUCGGUUGCUUGAUAUUACGGAUGUUCUCGUGCUGGAUUGGGUUGCCCGGGAAAGCUGUUGGUCGAGCAAUGUGUCGGAUUAUGGGUGUUCGGGGGUACUGUACCCAACAGCGUAGUUAACUCGUAGACAAACACUGCUUUUUGUUUUCUCUCGUUAAUGGUGGUUGUCGCUGGUGGUCAAGCAUUGAGAACACUGUCGUCGCAUAAGUGUUUAAAUCAAUCCCGACUUGGAAGUUAUCGUAGGUAUGGAAUCUGUACAUACGAAGCAAGGAGGUACG